Guillardia theta CCMP2712 is the source of this 558-nucleotide messenger RNA. RefSeq lists its product as hypothetical. The annotation marks the transcript as partial. The record is from RefSeq and is a predicted model, not a curated record. The transcript has 4 exons. Lineage: Eukaryota; Cryptophyceae; Pyrenomonadales; Geminigeraceae.
CGUCUGGCUGUCCGCAGUCUUCCUCCCGGCAUCCACGUGAAAGUAUCGGAGGAGAGGAUGGAUCUACUUCGUGCCAUCAUCCACGGGCCCACCAAGACUCCCUACGAGGACGGGCUGUAUGCUUUCGACAUCUUGCUCAGCCCCGACUAUCCGACUGUCCCGCCCUCUGUUUUCUUCUUCUCCUUCGGCGACCGCUUGAACCCCAACCUCUACACGGAUGGCAAAGUUUGCUUGAGCCUGCUGGGCACGUGGGACGGGGAGGGCGUCGAGAAGUGGAAUGCUGAGACCUCGAACGUGCUUCAGGUCUUGGGUCUUGUACUAGUGCCUGAGCCCUACUACAACGAGGCGGGGUACGACAAGCAGAUUGGAACUUUAGAGGGGAAGCACAACUCGCAGGAGUACAACGAGUCUGCCCUGUUGCUCGUUCUGAAGCACAUGCUCAACAUGCUGAGGGCUCCCGUCCCCUCCUUCGAGGGGCUGAUCAAGUCGCACUUCAAGGAGCGGCGCGACCGGAUCCUUUCAAGGUGGCUCCUUGUCCUUCCGCCUUCCGCCAGCUGA